Molecule: messenger RNA, 657 nt
Organism: Stomoxys calcitrans (stable fly)
Lineage: Eukaryota; Metazoa; Arthropoda; Insecta; Diptera; Muscidae
Exons: 3
Coding region: 1-657 (218 amino acids)
Biological process (GO): nucleosome assembly
Cellular component (GO): nucleosome
Molecular function (GO): structural constituent of chromatin; protein heterodimerization activity; DNA binding
Source: RefSeq, a predicted model, not a curated record
AUGACUGGUCGUGGUAAAGGUGGCAAAGGCUUGGGAAAAGGUGGCGCUAAACGUCAUCGUAAAGUGUUGCGUGAUAACAUCCAAGGUAUCACCAAGCCUGCAAUCAGACGUUUGGCUCGUCGUGGCGGUGUAAAGCGUAUCUCUGGAUUGAUUUACGAAGAAACCCGUGGUGUCCUGAAGGUGUUUUUGGAAAACGUUAUUCGUGAUGCUGUCACCUACACUGAACACGCUAAGCGUAAAACCGUCACCGCUAUGGAUGUCGUCUACGCUUUGAAGAGACAAGGCCGCACUUUGUACGGUUGCACGCUGUCAGUGAAGGUACCAAAGCCGUUAAAAAGUGAAAAAAUGACUGGUCGUGGUAAAGGUGGCAAAGGCUUGGGAAAAGGUGGCGCUAAACGUCAUCGUAAAGUGUUGCGUGAUAACAUCCAAGGUAUCACCAAGCCUGCAAUCAGACGUUUGGCUCGUCGUGGCGGUGUAAAGCGUAUCUCUGGAUUGAUUUACGAAGAAACCCGUGGUGUCCUGAAGGUGUUUUUGGAAAACGUUAUUCGUGAUGCUGUCACCUACACUGAACACGCUAAGCGUAAAACCGUCACCGCUAUGGAUGUCGUCUACGCUUUGAAGAGACAAGGCCGCACUUUGUACGGUUUCGGCGGUUAA